Molecule: messenger RNA, 1325 nt
Organism: Zophobas morio
Lineage: Eukaryota; Metazoa; Arthropoda; Insecta; Coleoptera; Tenebrionidae
Product: DNA ligase 1-like
Exons: 6
Coding region: 84-1325 (413 amino acids)
Source: RefSeq, a predicted model, not a curated record
UGUACUUUUGCUAAAUAGAUAUAUUUUAAACUAAGUUUUGCAAUUUUACUUGCUACCGAAGUUACACUAACGAAGUAUACUCGAUGGAAGGUUUAGAGAAGAAGGACACCUAUGAGCAAAAAAUGAUAGCGCUGGAAAGAGAAUUAGAAGAGUUAGAAAAAAAAAGAAACGAAAGAAAAGCUCGGCGAGAAAAAAGGCUGGCAGAAUUAAAGGUAAAAGAAAAUGAAAUUGAAGAACUGAGGAGGGGUUUAUCAAAACGUGCAGCGAGCCCCACUAAUCGGAAUUUUUUUAAGCAAAAAGAGGGUAAACCCGAUGAACAAGUUGAGGGUUAUGGAGUAAAUAUGUAUAAUAGCGAUGUUUUAAAAAAAACAAAACCUGAAAACUUUAAAAACCCCCAAAACAAUAGUACUAUUAGUGAAAAAGAGCUUAAAAAAUAUUCAGGACGUGCAGAAGAUGGAAAGAGUCAGUCUGUUAUAAAUUUUUCUAAGUACAAGGUUUCGAAGGAGACUAAUAUAAGUACAACAGGUUUUGAUGAUAAAUUAAAAACCAAAAAAAAAUUAGAGGAGAGUAGUGAAAAAAGACUAGGUGAAAAAAAGCAUAGUGACUUAGAAGAACUUAGUUCAAAAAGUAAAAUUAAAAAAGAGAUGGAUAACACCGAUAGUACUACGAAAGAAGGAGAGAAAAGCAGGGGAGAAGAUGCUACUAAAUUCACAUCAGAUAAAAAACUCGAGGGAGCUGCUAAUAAGGAAAAGGUCGAUAAUAUAAAAGUGAAUACAGGCAAUAAAGAGUUAAUAUGUAAGGGGAUCCCUAAAACUCCAGAAUUAAGUGAGAAAGUAAGCAAAGCACCAAAGCAAGAUAGCGUACCAGAACAAAAGCCUACCAAACGGGAGGAAACAGAUACGGAAAAAAAAAUAUUAGAGACAAGCGAUAUGUCUAUUGACAAUAAAAAUUAUGAGCUAGGGCAACUCAAUAAAGAAUCGAAGAAAGAAAGAUGGGAAAAAUCAACUCCCUCACCAAAACUAGUAGAUAUUAAGUAUGAGGAACUUAAAACGAAAGAAGGUGAAUUUUUACCGCAAAAAGAAAAACCUCCCAGAACAGAUUGGACGGACUCUAACCUAACCCUUAUUUGUGAUGAUUCUCUAGGAGUUCAAACAGAUAAUUUUAUCAGGUUAAAAAAAAAAGUUCCAAAGCCUAGGCGGAAUAAUAAGUCGGAAGCUAAUGCUGCAAGACUCCUCCAUCAAAGAGAAAUUACAGGGGCAAUCAAAAGUGGGUACGCAGAUGAUGCUAAUAUUCCUAAACCCAGGAAAAAAGUAAUUGGUAAGUAA